Messenger RNA from Anguilla rostrata (American eel), 3467 nucleotides. It is a transcript of the gene manba, whose product is annotated as mannosidase, beta A, lysosomal. The transcript has 17 exons. The coding region runs from base 207 to 2903 and encodes 898 amino acids. Gene Ontology annotation, molecular function: beta-mannosidase activity. Gene Ontology annotation, biological process: glycoprotein catabolic process; carbohydrate metabolic process. Lineage: Eukaryota; Metazoa; Chordata; Actinopteri; Anguilliformes; Anguillidae. The record is from RefSeq and is a predicted model, not a curated record.
GUCAUAUGACUGCCUCCACCAAACAGGAAGUUAGUCGAAGCAGAAAUGUGGUCAAAGCGAAAUUAAUUGCUAGUUGAACAGUAUACGAAAUGAAAAUGACGAGUAGCUUGUGAAACGAAUUUACCUUAUUGUAAAACAUGAAUGAGGAAGUUAACUAGAAGGCAUGUUCACCUAGUCCUCUUUGUUUCUGAUCGAGCAGAUUUAAAAUGAAGGCGUUUCGGGAAGUUCUAGCAGCCAUUGUGUGCGUUCUGAGUUUAACAGUUCUGGAGGGACGGUGUGAAUCAUCUGGACCACAGUCACGCAAUCCUGGCUUUGAAACGUAUAGCUUAAAUGGGAAAUGGACGGUAUACAACUCGAACGGUUCAUUGUCGUUCAGUGCAGAAGUGCCUGGCUGUGUACAUACAGGGCUAUUGAAACAGGGACUUAUUCAGGACCCUUAUUACAGGUUCAGUGACUUGGCCUACAGGUGGAUUUCUCUUGACAAUUGGACAUACACGACCACAUUCUCAGUGCCAGCUGAGAUAAGGAGCAAGCAGAAGGUGCGUUUGGUCUUUGAGGGCGUGGACACGGUGUCCUCCAUCUCCCUCAAUGGCGCGGCCCUGGGGAAGACGGACAACAUGUUCCGCAGAUACGACUUCGAUGUGCGAGGGCUGCUCGGGGAACGGGGGAAUGUCCUCGCCGUCGCCCUCUCGUCCGCCGUGGCGUACGCCGCGGACCGCAGCCGGGCUCACUCCGCCUACCCGGUCCCUCCCGACUGCCCCCCGCCCGUGCAGAAAGGGGAGUGUCACGUCAACUUCGUCAGGAAGGCCCAGAGCUCCUUCAGCUGGGACUGGGGGCCGUCCUUCCCCACCCUGGGGCUCUGGGGGGGCGUGCGAUUGGAGGCUUGCGACUCGCUGCGGCUGCCGUACCUCGCCGCUACACCGACUCGCGGGGGUGAUCCCUCCCAGUGGAGCGUGGAGGCGGAGCUGCACUGUGACGCAGUGGCGGCGGUGGAGGGAUCCGUGACGCUCCUCCUCCCCGAACUCGCCACGCAGCAGACCUUCCAGAUCUCUCUGCCAGCGGGGCAGAGCAGGAGCACGUUCGUCCUCCCUGUCAACAAGAGCGCGGAAGUAGAGCUAUGGUGGCCCAGGGGACACGGCUCGCAGCGACAGUACAACAUGAGCGUGCAGGUGAAGCUGGACGGAGGCUUCGCCAUCGACACCAAAACCCUGGUGUCUUUCCGUACAGUGGAGCUGGUUCAGGAGCCCAUUGCCGGGUCACCAGGGUUGAGUUUCUACUUUAGGAUCAAUGGGAUUCCCAUCUUCCUCAAGGGGUCCAACUGGAUCCCAGCUCACGCCUUCCAGGACCAGGUCACGCCCAGCAUACUGAGGAACCUUCUGCAGUCAGCUGUGGACGCCAACAUGAACACGCUGAGAGUCUGGGGGGGAGGAGUCUACGAGCAAGAACAUUUCUACAGUCUCUGUGAUCAACUGGGAGUCAUGAUUUGGCAGGACUUCAUGUUUGCCUGCGCCCUGUACCCCACAGACUCCGAGUUCAUAGAGACAGUGAGACAGGAGGUCACUCACCAGGUGAGGAGGCUGAAAUCCCACCCCUCCGUCAUCGUGUGGAGCGCGAACAACGAGAACGAGGCUGCCAUCGCCUCGGACUGGUUCGGCAUCCCCGCCCCCCAGCGCCCUCGCUACGUGAAGGACUACGUCACGCUCUACGUUGACAACAUCAGGGAGAUCGUUCAGAAGGAGGACAGCAGUCGCCCGUUCCUCACCUCCAGCCCCACCAACGGGGCCGAGUCGGAGCGGGAGGGCUGGGUGGCGCGGGACCCUUACGACCCCCACUUUGGGGACACGCACUUCUACAGCUACCUGCAGGACUGCUGGGACUGGAGGGGCUUCCCCCGCACCCGCUUCGCCUCCGAAUACGGCUUCCAGUCCUGGCCCUCCUUCUCCACCCUGCAGAAGGUUUCUGCCCCUGAAGACUGGAGCUACCAGAGCGGCUUCUCCUCCCACCGGCAGCACCACGACGCGGGCAACCAGCAGAUGCUGGAGCAGGCCAAGCUGCACUUCCACCUGCCGGACUCCCCCGAUCCUCUACAGGCCUACAGAGACACGCUCUACCUCACGCAGGUUAUGCAGGCGCAGUGUGUAAAGGCUCAGACAGAGUUCUACCGUAGGAGCCGCAGCGAAAUCAUAGAUGGACAAGGAAAGACCAUGGGCGCCCUCUACUGGCAGCUCAAUGACAUCUGGCAAGGCCCAUCCUGGUCCUCUAUUGAGUUUGGUGGGAAGUGGAAGAUGCUGCAUUAUUUUGCCCGAGACUUCUUUGCCCCUGUGCUGCCGGUGGGGUUCCUGGACCAGGGGCUGCUCCUGAUCUACGCCGUGUCCGACCUGACCUCUGACCUCACCCUCAGGGUCGUGGUUACAGUGUACCAGUGGAGCAGCUUGAAGCCGGUGUGCACUCUGGCCUCUGGGGCGGCGCUGGUGAGCGGAGGGAGCGCCCUGCCUCUGUUUAAGCAGCCCGUGGCCGCCCUGCUGGCGGGAUGCGGGAACUGCACCACGCUGACCUGCGUCCUGACCUUCCACCUGGAGGACUCCGAAGGCCAGCGUGGUCCCACAAACCACCUCUUCCUCAGCUCUCCCAGAGAGGCACAAGGCCUGCAGAUGCCCAACAUCACAACAAGCAUCCGGCAGGACGGGGCGACGUACGAGGUCACUCUCCGCACUUCCGCAGUCACGCCCUUCCUGUGGCUGGACGUGGGGGACAUCCCGGGACGCUUCGACACCAACGGCUUCCUCAUGGCGACAGAGAGCCGGACGGUGCGCUUCUACCCCUGGGGUCCCACCAGCGCCUCCCAGCUGUCCCGCGCCCUGCAGGUCACCUCACUCAGGGGCGUGUACCGAAGACAGCCGUGACCGCGACCACAGCUUGUGCACACCCAACCUCAGGGAAAAUGUAGUUUUGUUAUAGCUGAUGCUUAUUUUAAAACACCAUUCUUGUGAAGUAAUUGUCAAAUGUAAUAAGUGACCUGAUACAAUGAUAUUUGUGGAGGUAGGCUGCUGGAUAGCUUAUCACGUGUGUGAAUGGGCCCCACUAUCUGGUGUACAAUAUGGACUGUGGCAGUGCCAGCUGAAAAGAAUGGACACAGCCUGCGGUAGGCUAAUGAGAACGUUCAAAUUUUGAAAAAAAUGUUUCCCAUCGACAUACUGGUGUGACAUGUUGCUUGUGCUAGACCUUGCAGUUUGGUCUCUGCACCUUGAAGUGGUUUGACGUCAGAUGGAUGAUUCACUCUGGCUGUUAACAGCAACAGUGAAAUGUGUGGAGGAGGAGUUCAUUUCAAAAGCUGCCAUUGCACUAUGAACGAAGGUAAUACGAAUGUAAAUUGCUUAAGAGCACAAAUGUCAAGAAGCACUUUAUACUUUUCAGAAUUUUAUUAUAAAAGUAUUACAAUCAGCCAAUUAAAAAGCCAACAAACAGGA